AUGUCUUCACCAAAUGAUGUCAGUAUGGAAGAAAUACCACUGGAAGAUGAUGAGCGAGGCAGCAUAGAAUACAAGAUCCUAAUGGCCUACGCUCAGCAGCGGUUAUCUGUCAGUAAAUAUGGACAACUUCUGAAAAACGAGGCUAAUAUGCAGAAAUCAUCAUCCUUAACCAGGAAAAAAGCAGAUAUUGACCAUCAAAUGGAUAAAGAUGGACUGAUCCAAAGAGCUGUUUAUCAGGGUGGUGUGAUGCAAGAGCACAGCAAAAAGCAACCAAAAAGAAAAUACUUGCCAGGAUAUUGUCUACCUUUUCUCUGCGGCUGCAGAGCAGAGCAGGAAAAGUCCCCAAUGCAGUCACUGCCCCAGGGUCACGUGGCACGUUCUUUUGAUUUUGAGUUUCAAAGGAGCAUGCAAAUGAGUAAAUCACUGAAUUAUUUCCUGAAAAGAUUAAUUGCCGUCUUUAUUUCUCACUCUUCUUCCCAAUCAGGAGAAACAGCAGAUGUCAACCACAUUGCAGACAAACUUGCCAAGCUUGUUACUUCCAGAUCCCAGGAAUUUCCUUCACGUGUGUCAUUCAGGGCAGUGCUUCAGGGCUCGUAUCAGAAACAAGAUGAUAGCGAUGCUGCUGGUGGAACUGAGGGCCAGGAACUCGAUGAAGAAAAGAUAAUACAAACAAUAGUUUCAUUGUUACGACAAGCAGGGGACCAACUAGAAGAAAAGAUCAAAAAGGACAGGAUUUUCUAUCAGUAUUUUCAAAACAUGCUGUCCUACAACUCCUUCAAGAGGAUCACGGAUUUGUUCCUGGAGGAUGUCUCAGGAGAUUCAACAAGUGAGCCAAGAGGCCAAGUACAAUGCAUGAAAGUUGCCUUUACAAUGGAAGUUGCCACCAGACUUAACACUGUGGACAACCAUCCUAUGAACCUGGUGUUGGGCUUUGGAUCAAAGUACCUCAGAGAACACUUCAAGCCAUGGAUUCAGGACCAGGGUGGCUGGGAGAAGGCUUUGACUUCACUGGAUCAGGAAGAAGUAGAAUAA
Messenger RNA from Mesitornis unicolor (brown roatelo), 1032 nucleotides. It is a transcript of the gene BCL2L14, whose product is annotated as BCL2-like 14 (apoptosis facilitator). The transcript has 5 exons. NCBI's taxonomy places the organism in Eukaryota, Metazoa, Chordata, Aves, Mesitornithiformes, Mesitornithidae. Gene Ontology annotation, biological process: regulation of apoptotic process. The coding region runs from base 1 to 1032 and encodes 343 amino acids. The record is from RefSeq and is a predicted model, not a curated record.